AUGGCUUCCAACACUCCGUCACCCCAUUUGCGCGAACCGAUUUCUGCGGGCCCCAAACUCAAGGACCAGAUCCCCAAGCUAGAGCCUCGCAAACGGCGACCCGAACCCUCAAAUCCAACUCCAGUCCCCGAGACUCCCGUCCUGCCCUCGCCACCAGACACAUCGCACUGGUCGUUCAAGGUACCGACGAGGCGAAUCAUCUCCCCCAAAGACCAUGGCCUCUUUCUCUCCUCCCCAGCCAACAGCCUCGUCAAAGCUUGGGUGUUCGGGCUGUCAGAAGCCGUUGUCGAUACCCCCUGUUCUGCCGUCAAGGAAGAUGGCCUCAGUGCAACGGUACAGGCCCUCCUGACGAUACUGGAUGAGGCCCGCGAGCUCAUCGCCAAAUCGCCUCCAGACGACCAGGGGGGCUCACGGUUUGGGAACAAGGCCUUUCGAGGCUUUCUGGAUCUCGCCAGGAGCAAGUGUACGAGGUGGCACAACAUGCUGGGGCUCGUCAAUGACGAUGCCAUCGCCGAGGCAUCUGCCUACCUGAAUCAAUCCUUCGGAAACCGUAACCGCAUCGACUAUGGCUCGGGCCAUGAGCUCAACUUUAUGAUGUGGCUUCUUUGUCUCUACCAGCUUGGCCUGUUGCAGACGACAGACUUCAAGCCCCUCGUUCUCCGUGUAUUCCUGCGCUACCUGGCCCUGAUGCGCUCUGUCCAGAUGACCUACUACCUGGAGCCCGCCGGAUCCCACGGUGUUUGGGGCCUGGACGAUUACCAGUUCCUGCCUUUUCUCUUCGGCGCAGCUCAACUCCUCCAUCACCCAUUCAUCACCCCUCGCGCCAUCCACCAGGACCUCACCAUCGAGGAGUUUGGCAAGGACUACAUGUAUCUUGGCCAGAUUGGCUUCGUAAACAACACCAAGACCGUUAAGGGCCUGCGGUGGCAUAGCCCCAUGCUGGACGACAUCUCCUCGGCAAAGUCGUGGUCCAAGAUUGACGGCGGUAUGCGCCGGAUGUUUGCUGCAGAGGUGUUGGGCAAGUUGCCGGUUAUGCAGCACUUCUUAUUCGGCUCAUUGAUUCCCGCCGCAGCCGGCAUGAGCGAGGAACACCCAGAUGCGGCUGCGGACGACGACGGGGACGAUGAUGGGACCGCUGACGCAAGACAACAUCCCGGCCACUCGCACGAUGGUACGGGUUGGGGAGACUGCUGCGGGAUCAAGGUUCCCAGCAGUAUUGCGGCGGCUCAAGAGUUGAAGAAGGGAACCGGGGGAGAAACCUUGCGGAGAAUUCCAUUCGAUUGA
Molecule: messenger RNA, 1284 nt
Organism: Hirsutella rhossiliensis
Lineage: Eukaryota; Fungi; Ascomycota; Sordariomycetes; Hypocreales; Ophiocordycipitaceae
Product: phosphotyrosyl phosphate activator (PTPA) protein
Exons: 1
Coding region: 1-1284 (427 amino acids)
Biological process (GO): mitotic spindle organization
Cellular component (GO): protein phosphatase type 2A complex; cytoplasm; nucleus
Molecular function (GO): protein tyrosine phosphatase activator activity; peptidyl-prolyl cis-trans isomerase activity
Source: RefSeq, a predicted model, not a curated record